AUGCCAUCCGCACCUCAACAGCCAGACUCCGCACAAGCCGUCCUCGAGCAAUCCCCCGCCCGCCCCUUCGGCACAUCGCACAAACAAGGCGCCGGGCACUUCAGCGAAUGGAGCCGCGCGACCAAGAAAGAAUUCCUCAUCGACUGGCAAGCGGGCCGCGCCUCGGAGUGGAUCCUCGUGCAAGGCAACGAGGGAGGAGACCUGGAUAGCAUGACAUCUGCACUGACCUGGGCAUACCAUCUGGAGCAUUCGACGGAGAACUCGUCCCAGCCCGUCAAGGCGAUUGCGUUGUUGCAGACGCCGACGGAUGCAUUGGAUCUGCGGCCCGAGAAUAAGUUGGCGUUGAAGAAGUCGAAGAUGACACCGGGGCAUGAGGAUUUGCUGACCAUGGAUGAGUUGCCUGAGGAUCCCGAGACGUUGAGUCCGAAGUUGAGGGGGAUUGUGCUGGUGGAUCAUGCGGUGCCGUUGCGGAAGUGGAGGAAUGCGAGGAUUUUGUCUAUCUUUGAUCACCACGUUGAUAAGGGAGCCGGACCCAACGCCGAUCCCAGGGUGUUCGAGAAGGCCGCUAGCUGCUCUUCACUUGUUGCUCGCCAGAUGCUCGACGAGCUGGAGAAGCUGGACCAAGAGUACCACAUGCCUCACGAGCUUCUGGAGCUCAUCUUGAGAGCCAUUGCCAUUGACUCUGGAGGUCUGAAGAACGACGUCACCACGGAUACCGAUAUCGAGACGGCCAAGCGUGUGCUGAAGCGAAGCAACUGGCGCGACUCACGCCUGAAAGAUGUGAUGAAGGAUCUGGACGACGAGCUCAGCGCUGCCAAGUCCCAUCUCGAUCAUCUGAGUGUUCGAGAUCUCUUGCGCCGGGACUGGAAAGGUGACCUGGUCGACACGCCGUCCCCCCGCACCCCCACGGUCAGCUUGGGAUUUGCCUCGAUCCCGUACUCUCUGGAUGAACAGAUUGAGAAGACUGAAUUCCACGAGCUUUUCGAUUGGUUCGCCAUCCACGCAGCUUGGACCGCUGCGGUAGGCGUGGACAUCAGUGUCUGUCUGAACAAGUACAAGAUCCGCGACGAGAGCGGCAAAAAGAAGAAGAUGAGAGAGAUUGUGCUGGUGGUGCGCGACGACGUGCGCAUCAACGAGGAUCAGGCGAAUUCCCUUUUCCGUACGGUGAAGAAGGCGCUCGAGGACAACAAGGAGCUCGGUCUCAAGCCGUGGCACAGAGCAAACGAGCUUGCGCCCAGGCAGAUGGUCUGGACACACGAGUCUGGGGCUGGGAGGAAAGUCAUUCGACCUAUUGUCGAAGAGGCGGUCAUGGCGUGGGAUUAG
Westerdykella ornata is the source of this 1323-nucleotide messenger RNA. Its product is annotated as DHH phosphoesterase. The record is from RefSeq and is a predicted model, not a curated record. Gene Ontology annotation, molecular function: exopolyphosphatase activity. The transcript is spliced from 2 exons. Lineage: Eukaryota; Fungi; Ascomycota; Dothideomycetes; Pleosporales; Sporormiaceae. Gene Ontology annotation, cellular component: cytoplasm. Bases 1 to 1323 code for a protein of 440 amino acids.